Messenger RNA from Prosopis cineraria, 1389 nucleotides. Its product is annotated as probable UDP-3-O-acylglucosamine N-acyltransferase 2, mitochondrial. Gene Ontology annotation, biological process: lipid A biosynthetic process. The transcript is spliced from 10 exons. The coding region runs from base 229 to 1122 and encodes 297 amino acids. Lineage: Eukaryota; Viridiplantae; Streptophyta; Magnoliopsida; Fabales; Fabaceae. The record is from RefSeq and is a predicted model, not a curated record.
GACUGAUGUGGGCGUUGAGGGCCCAAAAUCUGAACUGUAGAUUAUCGAAGACCCGCUUCAACCCUUGUAGUGAGGGAGUGCUCCUGGCUCCUGACUCCUGACUCCUGAUUGAACCAUUGACAGACCCUUCUCCCGAACAAUGCUUACUCCAUUUUCUUUGGUGUCUACUGUGCUCCCCAUUCCGUUCCUACAUCAUUUCCAGCUUCGAUUUUGUUGACUGCAUUGGCUAUGGCAGCCGCGCCUGGGAGGCUAGCCGCCUCUUCAAUCCUUUAUCUCAAUCGCAUGAGAAGAGUUCAACUUCAAGUCACUUUGCCUAUCCCUCUGCAUCACUCUGCUAGUAGUCGUCAUUUUUCCGUUUCUUCGCCCCAACAACCUGGGCCUUUUCACUCAGGGAAUGGUUCUGGACCUUGUUCUGACAAGUUUCACAAAUGGCAUAAUGGAGGGGGCACUUUACACGCAUCGGCUUCCAUUGAUUCAUCUGCAGUCUUAGAGAUUGGCGCUAUUGUUCAUUCAAAAGCUGUUGUUGGGGCAAAGGUUCAUAUAGGAUCUGGAUCGAUUGUUGGGCCUUCUGUUAUAGUUGCCCAUUCAACAAAAAUAGGGUAUAAUGUUGCAUUGAGUAAUUGCCAGGUGGGUGAAUUGUGUGUAAUCCACAAUGGAGUCUGCAUUGGUCAAGAUGGGUUUGGAUUUUAUGUGGAUGAUAAUGGUAAUAUGAUAAAGAAGCCUCAGAUGUUGAAAGUAAUAAUAGGGGCAAAUGUGGAGAUUGGUGCAAAUACAUGCAUUGAUCGGGGCAGUUGGAGAGAUACAAUCAUUGGGGAUUAUACGAAGUUGGAUAAUUUAGUUCAGAUUGGUCAUAAUGUAGUUAUUGGGAAGAAUUGUAUGAUUUGUGGGCAAGUAGGGAUUGCAGGUUCUGCAACCAUAGGUGAUUAUGUGACUAUGGGGGGAAGAGUAGCUGUGCGAGAUCAUGUUUCCAUUGUAUCAAAGGUUCGGCUUGCAGCGACUAGUUGUGUCACCAAGGACAUCCAAGAGCCUGGGGAUUAUGGUGGCUUCCCUGCUGUUUCCAUUCACAAAUGGCGGAGACAAAUUGUUAGCAACUGUAGGACUCUAGGGAAACGAAGUUCUUAAAGUCACCAAAGUUUAUUAGGGUAGGCGGUAUGCAGUCGUGGGUAAAAUUUAAACCUUUGUCUCAGGUGGCAACUUUGAUGCCAUAAUUUUUUAUCAUCUAGCAGUUCAGAAAUACUCAAGAAAAAUCAUCUAAGAUUGGUGAAUAUCUUCCUUAGAUGCAGUGGUGUUGUUUUUCAUUCUUUAUUUAUCUUGUUCUUGAUUCUUGAUUCUUGAUUCGACUUCCAAAGCAUUGGUUCUAUUUUGAAAUUCUUGAUACUUUCAUGGUUA